GACGUCACAAUAGCGGCUGGCCGCCGUCCCUACCCGGUCCCAGCCGAUCGGGGCUGGUUUGAGCUGGUGCGUUGCCAUAGCGACGCCGGCUGCCCUAUAUAUAGGAGCGCCGCGGCGGUGGCGAAGCUUUGUCAGCCGCGGCGCCCCGAUCGUUGCGCAGCCCCGCGCGGCCGCCCGCCCGCCCCGCUCCUCCUCAGGCAGGGCGCUCCCGGCCCGGCAGCUCUCCGCGCCCGGCUCGGAGGAGGAGGCGGCGGCACGGAGCGAGGGCACUGGCCGCCGGCGAGGCUUGACAGCGGCUCCCGGCGCCCGAGCCUGGAGUUCAUGGAUAGAACAGGGAAGCUCCAACAGCCAACAGAGCAACUUCAAGGAAAGCCCCGAUCUCUUGGCUGGUUUAUACUUUAGAUCUCACUACAGUUCGGAUUGAUACUAAACUCUCACCUAGUGACUGCUAUUGUUCAGAGCUUGUAUUUAAAUCCUUUGGCGUAAACCUGAAAUCUCAGAAAUCAUGAGCAGCUUCAGCAAUGAAGAAUUUGAAUUCACCUUCCUUGAUGAAGGCUUUACUGCCAAGGAUAUCCUCGACCAAAAAAUAAAUGAAGUGUCAUCUUCUGAUGAUAAAGAUGCCUUCUAUGUUGCUGACCUUGGGGAUAUUUUAAAGAAGCACAUGCGAUGGCAUAAAGCUCUUCCUCGGGUAACCCCUUUCUAUGCUGUAAAAUGUAAUGAUAGCAAAGCUGUAUUGAAGACACUUGCUGCUCUUGGUGCAGGAUUUGAUUGUGCCAGUAAGACGGAAAUACAGCUGGUGCAGAGCAUUGGUGUACCUCCUGAGCGAAUAAUAUAUGCAAAUCCCUGCAAACAACUAUCUCAAAUCAAGCAUGCUGCCAGCAGUGGUGUGCAGAUGAUGACUUUUGAUAGUGAAGUAGAACUAAUGAAAGUUGCAAGGGCCCAUCCAAAAGCCAAGUUAGUCUUGCGCAUCACAACUGAUGAUUCCAAAGCAGUUUGUCGUCUGAGUGUUAAAUUUGGAGCUACCCUUAAGACUAGCAGGCUCCUUCUGGAGCGUGCAAAAGAACUUGACCUUGCCAUUGUUGGAGUUAGCUUCCAUGUUGGGAGUGGAUGUACAGACCCAGAGACCUUUGUUCAAGCCAUUUCUGAUGCCCGCUGCGUGUUUGAUAUGGGAGCUGAACUUGGCUUCAGUAUGUAUCUGCUUGAUAUUGGUGGUGGCUUCCCUGGUUCUGAAGAUGUCAAGCUUAAAUUUGAAGAGAUCACAAGUGUAAUCAAUCCAGCAUUGGAUAAAUACUUUCCCUCGGAUUCUGGAAUAAAUAUUAUUGCAGAGCCAGGAAGAUACUAUGUUGCAUCAGCUUUCACACUGGCAGUCAACAUCAUUGCAAAAAAAGUUGUGUUAAAGGAGCAAGCAGCUUCUGAUGAUGAAGAUGAUGCAAAUGACAAAACUCUCAUGUACUAUGUGAAUGAUGGAGUGUAUGGAUCAUUCAACUGUAUCUUGUACGAUCAUGCACAUGUUAAACCAGUUCUGCAAAAGAGACCUAAACCAGAUGACAGUUGCUAUUCCUGCAGCAUAUGGGGACCAACGUGUGAUGGUCUAGAUCGCAUUGUUGAGCGUUUCAAUAUGCCAGAGUUGCAGGUUGGCGAUUGGAUUCUGUUUGAAAACAUGGGUGCCUAUACUGUUGCAGCAGCUUCUACUUUCAAUGGAUUCCAGAGGCCAACAAUAUACUAUGUGAUGUCAAGACCAGCAUGGCAAUUAAUGCAACAGAUUAAGGAGCAAGGGUUCCUAGCUGAAGUGGAGGAGCAGGAUGUUGCUACUUUGCCACUCUCUUGUGCCUGGGAAAGCGGAAUUGAAUAUCCAGCGAAUUGUGCUUCAGCUAGUAUUAAUGUAUAGAUAACACUUAGUAACUAACUGCAAGUUUAGUCAUUGAAUUUAGGGCAUUUGGGGGACCAUUAACUUAAUUCUUGCUAGAAUUUAAGUGGUUUUUUUUUAAGUUUAGGUUUGGCAUAAAUGCAACAAAAUAAAUGACUAGGAGAUGGGGGUCACACUUAUCUGUGUUCCUAUGGAAACUAUUUGAAUAUUGUUUUAUAUGGAUUUUUAUUCACUUUUCACAUAUGCUACUAAAGACUGACCCUCAACUGUCAAACAAGUAUUUGUAGCUUGUGUAUGGCAGAAUGGGCUAAGCUUAGUGUUUGUGACCUACCUGUUUUAAAAUAAAGUAUAUUGAAAUAA
This is a messenger RNA of Dromaius novaehollandiae (emu), 2227 nucleotides long. RefSeq names its product ornithine decarboxylase 1 (gene ODC1). Gene Ontology annotation, molecular function: ornithine decarboxylase activity. The record is from RefSeq and is a predicted model, not a curated record. NCBI's taxonomy places the organism in Eukaryota, Metazoa, Chordata, Aves, Casuariiformes, Dromaiidae. The coding region runs from base 506 to 1888 and encodes 460 amino acids. Gene Ontology annotation, cellular component: cytoplasm. The transcript has 12 exons.